AUCUGUAUGGUAUAUGUAAGCUAACCUUCGCCGAGAUACAAACGCCUAGAACCGUUUUUGAUACCUUAACUUACUACUCAAUUCAGAUAUCUUUCUGUCGCGACAAGAAGCGCUUUCCUAAAGACUCUUCUUGAAUGAAGGAAAAGGGUCGCUAAAUGAAGGUGUUUAGAGACUAACUAUUUAGAUUAAGAAAACUUUACUAUAUUUGGCCUGCUGACGAACUAUGAGCUACAAAUAACGGAAACAGAUAUUUGAAGUUUCUGCUCCUCUUUACAAGUUUUGAAAAUGGCUUAUUUUGUAAGACAAAGGCACUUGUUUUGACUCAGAUGCCCUUUCAAAUGCUUCUUAACAAAUUAACUAAACCAAGAAAGCACUCCGGCUCUUUUGGGGGUGAGCUCAAUGUAUCGCUUUUGUGUACGCAAGUGAAUGGCGGGUGUUCAGUGCCCCCAUGUGACAUGUCCAACCCUUUUGGCGGUUGCUGAUUGGACGCGAAGGUGUCGAUGCAAUGUGCGUCAAAGGAUUUCAAAGAAGCGCGGUACAUUUCAGUCUCUUGUUACGUAUUUACAAUGUAAUAAAUACGAAAUAGAAGUGAACGCUCAAUCUCCAGAGAUUUUUGAUGAGCAAGCAGCAGAGGAAGACUAAGAAUCUCGAGAGAAACAACUCGCUGGCCGACGAUACCAAACGCUUUCCCCUAAUGGAUUCUUCACCAACUUCUGAACGAAGCAUCACGCCUGAUACCAAGGUCUGGGGUAUUCAAGAUGCAGAUGACAAGCCGAGGUUCGAAGUUUCGAGAGCAACUUUCGAGAAGCACCCGCCUAAUAACCUUCGCAAGAGCAACUUCUUCCACUUUGUUUUGGCGCUGUAUGACCAAAACAAUAAUGCUGUUGAGAUUGAGAAAGGAACUUUCGUUGGGUUUAUUGAGUUUUCAGAGGAUGACAAGAAAAACAGAAACGGUAUCCAUUAUCGACUCAAUUUGGUUUUUGAUGGAGAAGCGAGAGUUGAACAAGACAUAUUUAUAAAGUUGGUCAAUUCGCAGACACGAGAGGUAAUCAUGUAUGAAGGACAAGACAAAAACCCUGAGAUGUGCAAAGUUCUACUAACCCACGAAGUCAUGUGCAGCCGAUGCUGCGAAAAGAAAUCUUGUGGAAAUAGGAAUGAAACGCCUUCGGAUCCGGUCGUGGUCGAUAGAUUUUUUGUGAAGUUCUUCAUGAAGUGCAAUCAGAAUUGUCUGAAAAACGCUGGUAAUCCAAGAGAUAUGCGCCGAUUCCAAGUUGCUGUUUCAACAACACCAGAUUUGAAGGAAAUUCUCGCUUUAUCUGAAAAUAUGUUUGUCCACAACAACUCAAAGCACGGGCGAAGAAGCUCAAAGCGACUAGAACCUUUAGAAAAUCCUCCGCUUAUAAAAGCAAUGAUCCCUUCUGAGGGCUGGACCUCAGGUGGUACCCAGAUCAUCAUAAUCGGUGAGAACUUUUUCGAGGGGAUCCAGAUCAUCUUUGGAAACUGUAUUGUGUGGAGUGUAGAGGUAUUUUCCGCAACGGCACUUAGAGUAGUUGCCCCACCUCGACACAUGCCUGGCAUGGUUGAAGUCAGCAUGGCUUUUGAUUCCAAGCCAUAUUUUCAAGGCCCGCCUGGAUGCUUUAUAUAUUCUUCUUUAAGUGACCCAACCAUCGACUACGGAUUCCAAAGAUUGUCUAAGCUCAUUCCAAGGCAUCCUGGUGACCCCGAAAGGAUACCGAAGGAGGUUAUUCUAAAGCGAGCUGCAGACCUAGUAGAAGCAAUAUACGCCAUGCGCAGUCCGGUUCCUCAAUAUAUACCUUCGCCAUUACCAAUGAACGAAGCGAAAACGCCUAUUAUUUACGCUAGUGGCAACAGCCCAGGAAUGCAAGGACAUUUCAAUUUUGGCUCUACUAACAUCAUGAGGAAUGCACGGGAUGAGCCGAUGCAGACUGAAAACUAUAUGCAAGGUACAUAUAACGGUUUCGUUGAAAAAGACUACGACGAGAGUGAACGCGUCAGUAAAAAGCGCAUUCGUGACAAUCCGAGGCUGACUCUCAAUGUCUCACUUCCACACGUGAAUAGCCUCGCAACUGCCCAGUCGUCGUCUGCCCAAUACCAACAGCAAAACUUGUUUUCUCCUGCAACGGCUGGAUCAUAUGGCACAUCGGGACAAAUGAUGCCGCCGCAAUCAGCAGGAUUUUUGGUUUCUCAAACUGGACAAAAUGUAUAUUUACCUCCAACACCCAACAGUGUACCUGUAAACCAAUCGCACCCAUCAAGUGGCAACGUCUUUCAAUUUGGAACCACUGCAUUGUCUUCAAUGAGGCAGAAACAAAGUGCCUACAACCAGCUCAGUCCAGAUCCAUCACCAGUACCUCAAGACAUGAUCAAUGGAAGCUACAUCGUCGCUAGCUAAUGAAGAGCUAAAUAAAACAAAAGAAACUGUUAAAAAAUUAGCAGAGAUGGCCAUGUUAUUGCAUUUACAAUUUACUGUGAUGCACUUUGUAUAAAAAUCCGUUAAAAGUUCAAGGACAGAGCAAACACUUUUCAUCCCAGUAUCGCCUUUGAGCCUUGAAAAUUAUUCUCGUUAAAUACCAAGUUUAUGAUUUUGUCGGUAUGCCAGUAUUAGAGUUCAGUAGAUUGAAUAAAUUCAUCCCAGCUAAAAGCAAGAAAGAAAUAUAGAAAUGUCUCUAGCUCAUAGCAUUUACACUUCAACAUGCAAUUGUGACAUAGAUCCGUCAUUUUUAGAUAGUUUAAGCAUCAAACAGUUCUAAUAAGUAGCGAAGUCAAGCGUUUUCAAUGUAAAAUGUUUAUUCGAUACACCUGAAAUGAUAUCGGGUUGCAUAUAUUUUCGUUUUUAUUUUCACCACAUUGUACAUAAACACCUAAGUUAUUAGCCAGGCAUCUAUAGUUCGAAGAUUAAGGAACGUCCAAACCUUGAGUUAAAGUGUUUUUAAUUAUUUAUACAAAGAUUUGUAUCUUUAAUCGUGUUGCAUAGCUAUUUAUUUUGUUUAUUGUGUAUUUAUUUGAACAACUAUAUGAUGAUAAAUCGUCUGAGUGGAAGUCUGACUUUUUUAUCUAGGUAUUCUGCAAAUUCCAAUUUUGCGUCAUUUCUAGCUAAUGCCAUAAUAUCCAAUUGCAGAAUCCUUUUUUUACAAUUAUAUGAAGCCUCAAUAUUGUUUUACGAAGCUGUAAUAUUCAGCCAUACAUUUCCUCCCUGCUUAUAAAACUUUUCAAACUAGUGGCCGCCAUAAGUUUUUGUUUUGUAGUACAUACAAUGCUGCAUGACUUUAAUAUUUUUCCUAGGCCAACACGCUAUUUGGUAAAUUUUCCUGUUUGUAAUAAAAUGCUGUGAGCCUUUGCCUUUGCUAAGUAUACAGCCAUACGCACCCAUUGCGACGAUUUUACUUACGGCAGUCAGCGUGCCAAAUUUUGU
Molecule: messenger RNA, 3433 nt
Organism: Rhopilema esculentum
Lineage: Eukaryota; Metazoa; Cnidaria; Scyphozoa; Rhizostomeae; Rhizostomatidae
Product: transcription factor unc-3
Biological process (GO): regulation of DNA-templated transcription
Molecular function (GO): DNA binding
Source: RefSeq, a predicted model, not a curated record